Annulohypoxylon truncatum is the source of this 1846-nucleotide messenger RNA. Its product is annotated as acyl transferase/acyl hydrolase/lysophospholipase. Gene Ontology annotation, cellular component: membrane. The record is from RefSeq and is a predicted model, not a curated record. Lineage: Eukaryota; Fungi; Ascomycota; Sordariomycetes; Xylariales; Hypoxylaceae. The transcript is spliced from 8 exons. Gene Ontology annotation, biological process: arachidonate metabolic process. Bases 5 to 1438 code for a protein of 477 amino acids.
GGAAAUGAUUGACACGUCUCAAUGUUCUACACAGGCUCCCAAUAGAGAGAACAAUCAAGAUGAACGUUCUCCAUGGCUCCCAAUUAUUCUAUCGCUAGAUGGUGGAGGAGUCAGGGGCCUCUCGUCCCUCUAUUUUCUUAAGAAGAUCAUGGAAAUGGUCAGAGAAGAAGAGAAUAGAUUAGAACCUGACACCACCAAACAUACUCAGGGCUUGCCUUUGCCGUGUAAUUAUUUCGACUUCAUGAUCGGGACGAGCACAGGAGGAUUGAUUGCGAUUAUGCUUGGAAGACUUCGAAUGGGCGUUGAUGACUGUAUCAAACAGUAUCUUGUCAUCAGUCAGAAGGUUUUCCGGCGAUGUUUAAUACCGAUCAUUCAAGAAUACUCCGGGGAAAUGCUAGCUGAUGCUGUAUGUAAAGUUGUGAAAGACACUUGCCAAUUUUACGAACGUAAAAAUUGUACAGGGAAGCAUCUCUUCCGCCAGUAUGAUCAUAUGGAGCGGAAUGGAAACAACGGGACUGGUGGUCAGCCGAGAUCUAACAAGAUCAACAGUACUUGCAAAGUAGCAGUUACAUCGGUUCGGAACGGCGGCGCCAACUCACAUUCCUCAGCGGGUUCGGAUAUAUCAUAUCUUUUCCGGUCCUACGAUAGCGCACCAAGAUACGACCCAGGGGAAUACAAUCCGAAAAGCCUGGACCAGUCCAAGCUACUCAUACACGAGGCAUCUAGAGCUACCACUGCGGCGCCAGCGUACUUUCCAGUUCUGUUGAUGAGAGGCCGGCGUUUCAUGGAUGGUGGUGUAUUUGCGAAUAACCCGUCUGAGAUUGCUUUGAACGAAGCAAUGCGAAUGUGCAAUGAACCAAACUAUAGCGCUCCUUCUUACGACGGGAGAAUCAACCAUCCAAUAGCACUGGUGAGCGUCGGAACUGGAGGUUCGAAGGGCUACAACAGAUUUAGCUGGAGUGGUCUCUUCCGCGCGAUGAGGCAAAGGCUCACAGACGCCGAACCUACUCAUGAAUCUGUUCGCAAAAUAUGUGCAAACUCAAAGAAAACUGAAUACUUCCGAUUCAAUGUCAUGGGAGAGACUAGAAACGCCAACGGCCUAAACAUAGGCCUUGCUGAAUGUAAAAGGAAGAAAAUUGAAUCUAGACAUUGUUGGGCCAAAGGAGAGGAGGUGUUGAAUACACAACUUGAGAAAGAUGCUGAUGAAGACGUGCGAGGGGGAUACAGGCCCACAAAGUACCACUAUACGACCUUCAACAAAAUUCGCGUCGAAACCGAAGCUCAAUUUACGAAGCCGUACGAUCAGGAAGGAGAACAGAUAACGAAUGAUAAGCUGAAGGAAUGCGCUAAACUGUUAGUUACAUACAGCAGAAAAAGGAGAGAGAACGACCUGGAAAGGUGGGAAGCAUUUCGAAGACAUCCCCAUCUCAACCAUUGACCUCCACCGCAGGCCGGUGUCAACGGUUGGGGUUGGAAUUUUUGGGGGGCCUUGUUGGAAAGGUGUGAUAUACCCAGGUAAUUGCCUACAUGAGCACUUUAGGAGGCAUGUGAUAGCUAUUACCUAUGAAAGUGAAGGGUGGUUAGCUGGGCUAGGAUUGGAAAAGACUCGUCACUGGAUUUCAUUAUUGUCAGUGGUAAAUUGGUAAACGUCGGCUUGAAUUUGAAAUCCCCAGAAUCAUGAAACACAUAAUCCGUGUAGCAGCACCUAAACACCUGAAGGUGAUAUGCAAGUCAGUACUGCAGCAAGUUAGAAAGUCAGGUCAAGGCGGGAUCUCUGGUGUCGAUACACUUUGUGAUUAUUAGCAUUGGCGAUGACAGGAGAAGAGUUGAUAUGGAAAAUGCGAGC